Molecule: messenger RNA, 5913 nt
Organism: Pieris brassicae (large cabbage white)
Lineage: Eukaryota; Metazoa; Arthropoda; Insecta; Lepidoptera; Pieridae
Product: zinc finger Ran-binding domain-containing protein 2-like
Exons: 8
Coding region: 185-4126 (1313 amino acids)
Biological process (GO): RNA processing
Molecular function (GO): RNA binding; lipopolysaccharide binding
Source: RefSeq, a predicted model, not a curated record
CUUUGUACAAGUAUUACCCUGUACCACUCAAUUUAGCUUGGCCAAUGGUUUUUAGUUUUUAAAAUAAUUAAACAAUGGUAGUGUAUCGUUUUUCAAUUUUGAUGGGUAGAAAGCACGCAGUAUUUUUUUUUGAUAUUUGCUUGUAAAGAGGAACUAUGUAAAUCUUCUUUAUUCAGUUUUGUUGAUGGAUAUCUGCAAUAUCAAAAUGAACGACGGGGAUUGGAUAUGCAGUGAUCCAAAUUGUGGAAAUAUUAACUUUUGUCGAAGAAAAUCUUGCUAUCGUUGUAACAAGGAACGCCAGAAUGGUGGGCCGUCAUUUAAAAAGAAAUUAGGCACAGAAAUAGGGAAGUCUGCGGCAGAAAAAUCUCGCGGCUUGUUCAAUGCCGACGAUUGGCAAUGUAAUAAGUGUGCAAAUGUCAACUGGGCCCGGCGACCAACAUGUAAUGUUUGUCAUUCGCCAAAAUUUGGUGAAGUAGAAGCCCGAACAGGAUACGGCGGCGGUUAUAAUGAACGGGGAGUUGUUGAGUAUCGUAAGAAGGACUCGUCAUCUGACGACGAAUAUGAUGAGUUUGGAAGAAAAAAAAGGAAACGCAAAUCAGAUGCCUCUGAAAUGGUUGGCAGUCAUCAAGUAAUCACUGAUGGACCUGUUAUGAAAAUAUUUCCAUCAGCAAGGCAGAAGGGAAUAAGAGGAAACGAAACAGUUACUGGAAGUCUAAGCGAUGGCUCUAUCUGUGAUGCCUCAAUUACACCUUUAAAGACAAAAGUACAAAACCAUAUCAAUUUUAAACAAAAUCAAACACAUCCUACUUUAAAAUCUAGUGCAAAUCAACGUAAACGCUAUACUAGUGUCAGUGAUAAAGACCAGUCUGGUUCUUCGAGUCAUGAAGGUUAUGUUAAAAGCAAUCCUGUUAUGGAAAACAGAGUUUCAUCCACAAAUAAUGAUGUGGUUUAUAAAUUCAGUGGACCAUCUUCCUUAGAUGUAUUUGAAGUGACAUACACCAUUGAGGAAAGAGUCAAAGCUGCAGCUUUUGCUAUUGUUUACAAUAAUUGUAAGAUAAGCACGGAUAAAUUUGAAAAUUUGUAUGAUAAACCAGCUCCUGAUUUCAAAACAAUUUUUGCCUGGAGGCAAAAAUUACUUAGCACUGGCUGUUUAGUUGAUAAUCAUGUUGAGAAAGUGGUUCACAAUCUAGUUAGGAAGAACAAUGUAGCAUCAAGAAAAGUACCUAUAAGGCUUUCUAAUCCUGAAGAAAUACCUAUCAACUUCGAUAGUGAAGAAGAUACUGAUCAGCAUGUUGAAAAUACAACCUUAUUUAGUCAUAAUAGAAGUGGCAGUGCAGAAACAUUAUUGAUUGAUAAAGAACAAAAACCUCCACCUUGUACUGGAAGUGCUGUAGAAGAUAGACACAAAAGUCAAACCUCAUCAAGAACCUCAAGAUCCAGUUCAAGAGACAGUAGAGAUUCCAAAUCAUCUGAUUCAGAUGUUGAACUUGUGGAGCCAAUAAAUGAAGAAACAAUAAAUGCCAGAAAUAGUACCAGCAAUGUUUCUCAUCGGCCAGAUAGUGAUUCAGAUUCAGUAUCAUAUAGUAGUGAGAAAAUAGACUUUCGAUCAAGAGUUUUUGCUGACAAAAAAUCAGUAUGCAAAGAAAAAAAAAAAGUAGCUUACAGUAAAAGUGAUACUCCAUGCUCUAACACUAACCCAACUUUCCAGGGCUACACUACUCAGAAACAAAUUGAGAAGUCUCCUUUAGCAACUGGCAAUAUUUACUUGCCAAGUUUUCGUAAUAUGAAUGUUAGGAAUCAAGACAAUGUUUGUGAUAAUGAUGGAUUAUCUGCUGAAUAUGUACCCACAAUGAUGGCAGCAACAGCUAAAAAACAUUAUCAAGACUUCAAAAACAUUGUUAAAAAAAAAGGAUACUGGGCAAAAGGUAAUGGGAGCUCUAUAAACAGAAAUGCUUCAGUCCCAUUACGUGAAGGAAUUGUAAAUGCAAGUCCAACAAAAAGCCUUUCUUCUCAAACAAAUCAAAUGUACAAUAAGCCACCACCGACUUUGUUAAAUCAUACAUCCAACUAUGCAAUACCAGGUUUGAAUUGUAGAAAUGUUAAAAAUGAUUAUAGCAUAAAUAUAUCAAAACCAUAUGGGUCAAUAUUGAACUUACCUCCUCCAAAGCAAGAUUAUUCAUUGCCUAAAAAUACGGUUGAUGCAAUGUCUGAGGACUUCACUAAGGAUAAGCUGGAUAGUUCAACUGUCCUUGACAACUAUAUCUCCUUUGGAACACCUAUAGGAUCCACCCCUAGUAAACAACAACCACUGGAAACUAAUUCACGUGUUUUUGAUAUUGCGCAAACAAAUUCCAAUAGUAAAAAUAAAAAUAUAAUGGACAUAUUUAGUACUGAAAGAGAAGAAAGUCCUGAAACUAACAACCUAGAAAAGCUUGAUGAGAUAAGAAAAAAAUAUGAAAAUACAUGGAAUAUUGACGAUGAUGAUCUUUAUAAAGAUACUGAAGAAGAAUCUAAUGUAAAAGAUGUAUCUGUCGAUUUACCUUUGGUUAACAAUAAUUUGAGUCCAACAUCAAACACUCUGUAUAACUCAACUGAUAGUAAGCUAGAUUUCACAACAAUUUUAGAAAAACGCAAUGAGAUGCUUGAUGUAUUAAAUGACUUGCAAGGUAAUGAUUGUACAACCUUGUCUAAACAAAAUAAUUGUACAAAUAAAGGUUCUGAAGAGACUGAAACUCAAAUGUUUUCGCAUAGUAUAACAAACAUUCCAUUGCCUGAUGAUUCCAUUCAUGCUUUAAAAGAUUGUGUUGACACAACUGACUCUUUAGAGAAGUCUAACACAGUCAGAAAUAUAAGUCCCUUGAAAAGAGUACAUGUUUUAGAAUCAGUUACAAUAAAAAGCAAAGACUCUGUUCCAACCACAACCAUGGAAAAUGAAAUAAGUUUGCCAAAAAAAAUUGAAAGCCUCAGUGACUUAAGUGUUGAAGUCCCUAAAAAACCUGACAAUCAAAACAACUCUACUCUGGAUUUAUCUAACAUUCUAAAUAAUAUUAACACAGACACACUACUGUUGGCCCUCAAAAAUUUGCAACAGCUCUCUCAACCACAAAAUUUAACAGAACCAACUGAGGACACAAAACAAGACUCCAAUGUUGAGACUAUAAACUUAACAAAUGAUGAAUGGGAACUGGAAUCUGUCCAACAUGAAAGUAUUGAGAGGGAACUGCAAUUGUUGGAUGGCAACAAAGGUGAUACGCCAUUCUUGAGUGAUAUUUUUGAUCCGGGCCCAAUUACUAUGCCAUUCAACAUUAAGCUUAACAUGAAUUGUAAAAGCUUGGAUGAGAAAUCAAAAUGCUUAGAUGAAAAUGGACCUGUUAUAGGCAAUUUUAAAAGUUUUGCCCUUCCUAAACCAUUAAUUUUAAAUAGACUUAAAUUGACAGUGAAGCAACCAGAGAGAAAAAAAGGUGACGGGAAAAGAAUGAAGAGAAAGAAAAAGGCGUCAACAUCAGCGGAAGGAAGGAAUUCAAAGGAAGGCGAUGAUGGCGCUGAAGAGGACGAUGAGGAGGAAUCUGGUGACGAGGCGGAUCUGUCAAAAUAUGACCUUUGGGGCAGUGACGAAGAGAAAGCGAAUUCCCAAAAUGAAACUACUGAUAACAAUAUCGCGAGUUCUGAAAACACGGAGUCAGCACCUGUGGAUGACAGAAAGUCGCCAGUAGAAAGAAAAAGAAAGAGGUCAAGAUCAAAGUCAAGAUCCAGGUCUAGAAGCUCUUCAUCAUCAUCAAGUUCGUCUUCGAGCUCUAGUUCUAGUCACAGCUCCAAUGGGCAAACGCCAAAAAACAAGUUUGACGAUUUCAACUUGAACAGCGAGCGUGAGUCCCCAAGCGACUCGCCCAAAGGUCGUAAAGAGACGAGAUCUCGUUCACCAAGGUCGCGUUCUUCGAGUGCGCCAGGCCGACGCCGCUCUAGAGAUAGCCGAUCCGCUGGAGAGACUAGGUCGUCCCGAGACAAAGAAUGGUCCCGUGACCGAGAAAGGCGGGAUAAAUCUCGUGGAAGUCGGGACAAAAAGGCUCGUCGAUAUACCAGAGAGGGAACCGGAAACCAUUAUGGCGCUCAUGGGAGACAUCGUUAAUUAUCUAUAGUACUUCUUUUUUAAUUUGUGUAAAUUAUUUGUUUAAAAAGUUGUGUGUAUAUGGGAUUCACAAAAUGACGGUACUUUGCAAUUUCGCAUGUGUACAUUAUGGAAAUUAGCAUUAAACUGAAUUCGCGGUCUCCUCGAUGCAUUAGCACAAACUUUCGAUACAUUCUCGAAUUCGAAACGAUUAUAAGUGUAAAUGUAAAAUGCUGGAACAUUCCAUGGUAUUGUCAGUGCUACAGUGUAAACUAUUUUAUUCUAAAAAACUAUAUCAGUGUAAUUGCACUCUUUAAGUACUCUUUGGUCUCUUUUCAUUACAAUGUAAAGCCAAUUUAACAGAAAGAGACGAAAGUCGUUUACACAGAUUUUUUGUGAAUUUGGUAUGUAUAUAAAGGGGAUUAAUAGCAUAAUUGAAGGUACUCAGCAAUUGAAUAGAAAUAUAUUUUAAAAAAAAAUUAUUCUAUAGAUGAAAAAAGAUGUUCAGACAAGGCAAACCAAUCAAAUUCCAGUAAUUUCUACAUUUUAAAGAAAGUGACGUUAAACGAGUCACUUCAUAUGAAGUUUACACUGUCAUUGCAAGGCCAAGCGAAUGUUUCGAGAGUUUCCCAAGAGAACAUUGUUCGACUUGGAAGAUAAAAACAUCUUGUAAAAAUUUGUGUAAAGAAAUAAUAGUCAACAUACCGUAGAACACAGAUUCAUACUUUCCAUAUUCGGCUCAAAAUUAUAAUUCCUAAUUUUCUUAUUUUAGUUAAGAACUUGUACAGUAUUUCAAUUCUUGCGCUAGUUGUAAUUUGAACCUUAAGGGAAUAUUGAUAAGAUACAUUUUGUCUUGAGCUGUGUAUAGAUUUAGUUUAACUUUCGCUUACAGUGAAACCGCUUUUCUAGAAAUAACGCCAAUAAUCCUCGCUUUUUUUUGUUAUGUUCAAACUUCGACUUCUCUAUCGGCCCGUUACCUUUGAAAACGUUUAAAACGGACCAAUGAAUAAAGAACAUCGGUCUGUAUUAGAAUAUUUGUGUAAAUAAUUAAUGAUAGAACGAAGAGAAUUUUGAGGGUAUUAAGAAAAUAUUUUUAUAAAAAUUUCAGCGUUUUGAAACUAGGUGGCGUUGUGUUCAAUUAAACGCAAUAAUUAAUUUUAAAUUACCAAUUAGCCACUUGAAUCUUUGCUGUUAUUAUAGUAGGCUAAAAAAACGUGUAAAGAAAAGCUUUUACUUAGAAGUUAUGAAUUAGAACUUUGAUAACGUUGUACUAAGAUGUAAUAAAUAAAAAAUACAAUAUGACCCUAAUUUGUACCAAUUUUUUUAGUUUUCUUCGAUCGUUUUAGGUUCAACGUAAUAAUACUGUUGAAUUCAGGCACUCUCUUGUUUUUAACGGCUAAGAUUUUUUAAAAAAAUUUUUAAUAAAAAGAUUUAAAAAUAUCAGAUUAAGUCCUUGGAUCGUAUUUUUAUUUUCAACUAUACAAUUCAUUCUGUCAGACCGGAUAAUGUAACCGCAAGCCAAUUGCAAUAAAGCUCUAGAAUUGACAUUAAAAUGUGAAAUAUCUUUUUGUACAUAAAACGACUGCUGCUGACAAGUUUUGCCUAAAUUCCUCUGCUCGGAGCUUGCAGGUUCAUGACCUUAUACAAAAAGGUUUACGUUCAGGCUGGUAUUAACGACAAAUGAUACAUUUCUGUAACAUUAACGUUAUUUGUUGAUUAAAUUUAUAGAACCUUAUACCUAUAUUUUAAGUAGAGUAAGUUUAAAUGUAUGGUAAUGAUUUACCAAUAAAGUGAUAUGAAUAAUAACA